This is a messenger RNA of Cynoglossus semilaevis (tongue sole), 2395 nucleotides long. RefSeq names its product vasopressin V2 receptor. The transcript has 6 exons. Gene Ontology annotation, cellular component: plasma membrane. NCBI's taxonomy places the organism in Eukaryota, Metazoa, Chordata, Actinopteri, Pleuronectiformes, Cynoglossidae. Gene Ontology annotation, biological process: regulation of systemic arterial blood pressure by vasopressin; G protein-coupled receptor signaling pathway; positive regulation of vasoconstriction. Bases 459 to 1883 code for a protein of 474 amino acids. Gene Ontology annotation, molecular function: peptide binding; vasopressin receptor activity. The record is from RefSeq and is a predicted model, not a curated record.
GCUGACCCAGGAGGAGGAGGAGAUAGAGGGGGAGGAGAUGAGGAAGGAGGGAGGGAGAACAGGAGGGAGGUGGGAAGGUUGUGAGGUAAGAACAGACAGAGCUCUGCUCCUGGUUGACGGGACACACGCACUCUGUGGCAGCCUGACGGGACGCGCGGGACGGGACGGGACGCAGAUUAAUGGAUUACCCGCACACUGGUCCUCACCUCUGGUAGAGGAGCAGAGAGAACCGCACACCUCCAGACUGUGACUGCGGGGGUCAGCGGGGAUCCACUGCUCCAGUCAGGAGCCGGAUGGGAGCACACUUAGAGUGACAGCGCCGAGAAUUUGAAGAAUUUUGGGGCAACAUCUCAAACAGCUGCACCAGUGAAGUGGCUCACAUUACUGAGAGGAGAGCCAAACACGCCAAGGGUAAAGGACACGCAUGAGAACGGCUUACCAUGCACUGAGAACAAGGAAUGGAAAGCAUCGGCGUGGAAACAGGCUGGGAUGGGUUAGCUCUGUCCUCUCUGGUCACCGCUGGAAGGAACAACUACUCUGCCUUGUCUCUGUUGGCCUCAGAUCUGAGCCCACACAACACUUCUCACAGCGGGGGAUCCUUUUUUGGGAUCUUUCCCGACAAUGGUACCACCACCACCGCCACACCUCAGACUGUGCCUCAGCCCAGGGUCAGGGACAUAGGCCUGGCCAGGGCGGAGAUCGCGGUGCUCGGGGUGGUGCUGGCCUUCACCACACUGGGCAACAGCUUCGUCCUGUGGGUGCUGCUGAAGAGGAGGAAGCACAACGCACCCAUGCAUGUGUUCAUGGUCAACCUGUGUGUAGCUGACCUGGUGGUGGCCUUCUUUCAGGUUCUACCACAGCUGAUAUGGGACAUCACAGAGAGGUUUCAGGGACCAGACGUGCUCUGCCGGUCUGUCAAGUACUUGCAGAUUGUGGGCAUGUUUGCUUCGUCCUAUAUGAUAGUUGCCAUGACAGUAGACAGGCACCAUGCCAUCUGCUGUCCUUUGCAGGCCUAUCGUGGUGGAGCAAUGUCCCGCUGGAACACUCCUGUCAUGGUAGCCUGGGCCCUGGCAUUGAUCCUCAGCAUACCACAGAUGUUUAUCUUCUCUCGCUCGGAAGUGGCUCCCGGAGAGUUUGAGUGCUGGGGUCACUUUGCCGAGCAGUGGGGGCUGAAGGCCUACGUCACCUGGAUGACGAUAGCUGUCUUCCUGCUGCCUGCACUCAUCAUCACCGUCUGUCAGAUAAGAAUCUUCAGAGAGAUUCACAACAACAUCUACCUGAAGUCGGAGAGGAUGGUGACGGCCGAGAUGAAGAAGAACGACAUCUCUUUCCGCUUCCAGCGACUAAAGAAGGAGGACGACAGGAGCAAGGAGAGAGGAAGAAAGGCCUCCGGAAAUGGGGGGAGGGAGGGGAGAGGAGCUCAGCUGCUGAAGGGUGCGAAUAACAUUCCUCACAAUAACAUGCACAACAGCCAAGUGGGUGAGUGCUACGAUCACGCACCGCCCGCUAUUCAGUACAACAGUUGCUGUGGUGAGAGUGUAACAACAACAGCAUCGUCAACACCGUCACAGCAGCAACCACUGACCAGCUCCGAUGGCCAGGAGACGUUCACGUCAUACGAGGUGACCUCAGAGUCACCCCGCUGCUCCAUUGACUACGCUCCCGCCAACCCUCCGGCGGCCCCUCCUCCCAGCAUCACUAAAGCCAUGUCCAAGACAGUGAGGAUGACUUUGGUCAUAGUGCUGGUCUACACCAUAUGCUGGUCACCCUUCUUCAUAGUCCAGCUGUGGGCAGCCUGGGACCCCAACCCUCCAGACCAAGGUUUGUCACGGCAUGUUAACCUAACUGCUGCGUUUGGUUCUGUCCCUGUUCCAAAGAUUUGAGAAUCAGCCAUUGAGAUUCUUUGUUUUUUUUUUGCAACUUCUGUACCUGGUCCACCGCCAAAGAAACAACAUCUAAUUGUGAUAAAGAUCCGGUUUCGAGGAAAAACACAAUACAAAGCACAACUGUCAUCAGCACAUUUUCCAGGAAACCAGGACUGAAAAUUGACCUUUGUUUUUUAAGGUUAAUUUGACCAAUUUUUAGGGAAACAAAUCAUAUUUCCAACAUUUAGCUGCUUUUAGCUAUUUUUUGGUAGCAUUUCUCUAUAACCACGUAAUACACACUUUCGCAGUUUUCACAAUGGUUUACUAGGAGCUAUUUGGCUACAUUUUUGGCUAACCUUUACAUAUAUUAAACCUAUCACCAUAAAUAUUCUCAGAUAACCUUAUUAGCUUUAUGGCUAAGCCAAGUUAGCAUCUGGCCUAUUUGUAUGAAAUAUUUAUGUUUAAUUUUAAUGUCUCAAAUUUGCUCCAAAAUUUGAUUGUCUGUAAAAGUUAUACGCUGAUAAAAAUAA